Messenger RNA from Neopsephotus bourkii (Bourke's parrot), 1074 nucleotides. RefSeq names its product clathrin light chain A (gene CLTA). The record is from RefSeq and is a predicted model, not a curated record. The transcript has 7 exons. Lineage: Eukaryota; Metazoa; Chordata; Aves; Psittaciformes; Psittacidae. Gene Ontology annotation, cellular component: clathrin coat of trans-Golgi network vesicle; clathrin coat of coated pit; synaptic vesicle membrane. Gene Ontology annotation, molecular function: clathrin heavy chain binding; structural molecule activity. Bases 65 to 802 code for a protein of 245 amino acids. Gene Ontology annotation, biological process: intracellular protein transport; clathrin-dependent endocytosis; clathrin coat assembly.
UUCCGCGCGGGUUUGUGGCGCCGCAGCAGCGCGCGAACUGCCAGUCUUGCUUGGUAUCGCCGCCAUGGCGGAUUUAGAGUUCCUGGGCAGCCAGCAGCAGCCCGCGGCCGCCGGUAACGGGUUGUUGGAAGGCACCGAGGAGGAUCCUGCUGCCGCCUUCCUGGCGCAGCAGGAAAACGAGAUCGCGGGCAUCGAGAACGACGAGGGCUACAACAUCCUGGAGAACGGCGAGGUGCCGGUGGAGCUGCAGAUCCCGGAGGGCCUGGACCCUGGUGCUGUUGAUAGAGUGGUUAAUGGAGAAGUCUGUCAGGAGAGUAACGGUACAAAUGACUCCUCUGCUGCCACGUGCCAGGUAGAUGGACUGCAAUCAGAGCCAGAGAGCAUUCGUAAGUGGAGAGAUGAGCAAAAGGAGCGCCUGGAGCAACUUGAUGCAAACUCAAGAAAGCAGGAAGCAGAAUGGAAGGAGAAAGCAGUAAAGGAGUUGGAGGAGUGGUAUGCAAGACAAGAUGAAAAGCUCCAGAAAACAAAAGCCAGCAACAGGGUGGCAGAUGAAGCUUUCUACAAACAACCCUUCGCUGACGUGAUUGGUUAUGUCACAAACAUAAAUCAUCCUUGCUACAGCCUAGAACAGGCAGCUGAAGAAGCCUUUGUGAAUGAUGCAGAAGACAUUUUUCCGGGCACUGAGUGGGAACGUGUGGCUCAGCUCUGUGACUUUAAUCCCAAGUCUAGUAAGCAGGCAAAAGAUGUGUCCCGCAUGCGUUCAGUCCUCAUCUCACUCAAGCAGGCUCCGCUGGUUCGCUGAAGGAGAGCAUGAUGAAAACACUACAAAUGCAAUAUCCUGACCUUACUCAGAGAAGCUACGUUUGCAGUAAUUGAUUAAUUGUUUCAAUUUAUUUUUUUUGGACCAAACAUCAUCAUGUUUCUAGAGCUGAUGAUUGUUUGAUUGCAUGUUCUUCCUUGUGUUUCGUUUCUGUGUCUAAAACAGCACAAUCUCCAAAACUAGUCUCUGUGCUGUUGUGCACAGAGAUGUCACUUCCCACAUUACUGAUAUUAAAGAUCUUUUAAACAGCAAAA